Molecule: messenger RNA, 623 nt
Organism: Trichogramma pretiosum
Lineage: Eukaryota; Metazoa; Arthropoda; Insecta; Hymenoptera; Trichogrammatidae
Product: COMM domain-containing protein 7-like
Exons: 2
Coding region: 263-490 (75 amino acids)
Source: RefSeq, a predicted model, not a curated record
GCACAGCACGUGAACUCAGUUGCGUGCAUUUUUGACAAAUGCUAGUUUGAAUUUGAAAUCGUUUGUGGUCAAGACACUGUCAAAACCGAUUGGUGCUCGGGAAUUUACGUCAAACUUAUAAAUGACAUAACCACAAAGCAGUGGGAAAUGUAACUCUUAUCGUAAACAAAUAUUAGGAUUGUGAUCAAUUUAUUUACUUUGUUUUGUAACAUUAUUACUAGGUAUUUGAGUUCAAGAUAUCAAGAUAAAAAAACUGAAAGAUAUGGAUGAUGUACCUGUAAAUAACAUAGUCGAUUUUUCUUGGAGAUUUGGAGUGACGAUCGCUAGUGGCAUCAGCGAAGAAGUUGGAAAAAAUUUUGUGCAAGUUGAAAUUUUAUAUGACGAGGAAGGAAAGAGAAAAACAUUUUUUGUUGAAAUGAGUGUUAAUCAAUUUCAUAAAUUAAUAUAUGACCUUGAAAAGGUAAAAAGUAAUUUAGAUAUUUUGAUGUAACUAUCAAGAAUUUAUAUUAAGAAUUAUUAAAUUAAUUCUUUAAAUAUUGUAAAUAACAUACUUGUAUAAAACAUAGUGUUAAUUAAGCUUAUAAAAAAUAUUUUUAUUGAAUAAAAAAGGAAAUGAAAUUUCA